Zalophus californianus (California sea lion) is the source of this 549-nucleotide messenger RNA. RefSeq names its product olfactory receptor-like protein OLF4. The record is from RefSeq and is a predicted model, not a curated record. Gene Ontology annotation, molecular function: olfactory receptor activity; G protein-coupled receptor activity. Lineage: Eukaryota; Metazoa; Chordata; Mammalia; Carnivora; Otariidae. The transcript is spliced from 2 exons. Gene Ontology annotation, biological process: G protein-coupled receptor signaling pathway. The coding region runs from base 1 to 549 and encodes 182 amino acids. Gene Ontology annotation, cellular component: membrane.
AUGUACCUGAUCACUGUGUUUGGAAACCUACUCAUCACCCUGGCCAUCAGCUCAGACUCCCACCUCCACACCCCUAUGUACUUCUUCCUCGCCAACCUGUCCUCUGUAGACAUUUCUUUCACCUCCACCACCAACCCCAAGAUGCUUCAGAACAUCCAGACUCAGAGUAAAGUCAUAACUUAUGAUGGUUGCAUCACUCAGAUAUACUUUUUCCUACUCUUUGCUGGAAUGGAUGAUUUUCUCCUGGCUGUAAUGGCCUAUGACCGCUUUGUGGCCAUCUGUCACCCCUUGCACUACACAGUUAUCAUGAACCCAUGUUUCUGUGGACUGUUGGUUCUGGUGUCCUGGCUCUCCGUUGUCUCCUUAUUUUACUGUACAAUCCUAGGAGUGUACCUAAGCUCUGCUGCUCCCCAGAGCUCCCACUCAGGUGCAGUAGCCUCGGUGAUGUACACGGUGGUGACGCCCAUGCUGAACCCCUUCAUCUACAGCCUGAGGAACAGAGACAUAAAGAGGACUUUGAAAAGAAUUGUUGGGAUUCCAGUGACGUAA